UGUUAUUUUCAGACUUCAGGUCGCACAUAUCUUACAGUAUUAAUUGAAUUCGUUAUUGAAUUUUGAAAUACAAUCAACGAAAGCAAGAUUUUUAUUUUCUUCAUUUGGUUUCUUAAUAGUUAACAAAAUUGCUUCCACAAUGACAGUCACGCGGGUUGCAGAAUCCCGCACAGAGUUUAAGUUAAAAAGCCUCCCCGAGGACGCUAUAUCAAGUGUUAAGUUUGCGCCAAAAUCGAACCAAUAUCUUUUAGUGUCCUCUUGGGAUUGUUCAGUGCGACUGUAUGAUGUGUCCGCUAAUAUUGAAAGGCAUAAAUACACCCAUGAGUUGCCGGUACUCGACGUUUGUUUCAGGGAUGCGGUCCACUCAUAUAGCGGCGGUUUGGACCAGACCCUUAAAAUGUAUGACUUGAAUGCAAGUACUGAAACUAUAUUAGGAGAUCACAAGGGUGCGAUACGAUGCGUGGAAUUUGCGAGUGAGGUGAAUGCAGUGCUGACUGGCAGUUGGGAUGGGACCGUCAAAAUGUGGGACAGUAGAGUGCCAAACUGUGUGGGGACAUACAAUCAAGGGAAUGAGAGGGUUUACACAAUGAGCAUAGUCGGCGAGAAGUUCGUAGUCGGCACAUCUGGCCGCAAAAUAUUUGUCUGGGAUGUACGUAACAUGGGUCACGUGAAUCAGAGGCGAGAAUCAUCUCUCAAAUACCAGACGCGGUGUAUACGAGUCUUUCCGAAUAAGCAGGGUUAUGUGCUUAGCUCUAUUGAAGGCAGAGUCGCUGUUGAAUACUUGGACAGCAACCCUGAAGUACAGAAGAAGAAGUAUGCUUUCAAAUGCCAUAGGAUAAAAGAUGGAGGUGUGGAAAAAAUAUAUCCUGUCAAUGCAAUCAGUUUCCAUUCCGUGUACAACACAUUUGCAACGGGUGGCUCCGAUGGCUAUGUGAACAUUUGGGAUGGAUUCAACAAGAAGAGGCUCUGCCAGUUUCAUAGGUACAACACAGCGGUAUCAUCGCUAAGUUUCUCGCACGACGGUUCAGCAUUAGCCAUCGCUUGCUCUCAACUAGACGAGACUCAGAUCGAGGAUCCAAAACCGGAAGACAUAAUAUACAUCAGAUAUGUGACGGACCAAGAGACGAAGCCUAAAUGAAUGGCCCACCCGUAGAUGGCUUAGUUGUGAUAUUGUUGUGUUUUGUUGCUAUACAGAAUGGUAGUUUGAUUUUUCAUUGUAAGUAUAAAUUCUGGAUGUUUUACUAUUUUCUGUGGGUUUUGUUUGUAAAAUUUGCUCUUGCAAACCUUUGAUUGACAAUUAUGAACAAAACAAAAAAAUUACAUACAUUUUCAAUUUUUAUACAUUAAUAAUUACAUGUACGAUCUUAGAAAUUAAAGACUUUUUAACGGAUUUUAAACGCGAUUUAUUUAUUAUAUACUAGAU
This is a messenger RNA of Colias croceus (clouded yellow), 1423 nucleotides long. It is a transcript of the gene Bub3, whose product is annotated as mitotic checkpoint protein BUB3. The record is from RefSeq and is a predicted model, not a curated record. Lineage: Eukaryota; Metazoa; Arthropoda; Insecta; Lepidoptera; Pieridae. Gene Ontology annotation, cellular component: bub1-bub3 complex; kinetochore; mitotic checkpoint complex. Bases 140 to 1138 code for a protein of 332 amino acids. Gene Ontology annotation, biological process: mitotic spindle assembly checkpoint signaling. Gene Ontology annotation, molecular function: ubiquitin binding. The transcript has 5 exons.